GCAUGGUGGGCCGCUUCCAGUGCCAGAUCCACGGCCUGCCUGAGCCCGUCAUCAGCUGGGAGAAGGAUGGGCGCCCGGUGGACACCUCAGACCAGAGGUAUACUCUGUUGCCCACAGGUGUUCUGCAGAUCACAGGUCUGAGGGGGGAGGACAGUGGAGUGUUCUGCUGUGUGGCCCACAACAGUGCUGGAGUCAAGCACAGCAACGGAGCCCGCCUCACCGUCUCAGGUUCCCAGUCAGCUGUGUAUAAGGAGCCUGUGAUUCUGGUUGGUCCAGACAACCUCACCCUCACAGUUCAUCAGACGGCCAUCUUGGAGUGUGUUGCCACAGGAUACCCCCGUCCCAUCGUGUCAUGGAGCCGGCUGGACGGUCGUCCCAUUGGGGUGGAAGGGAUCCAGGUGUUGGGGACGGGGAACUUGAUGAUCUCAGACGUGAGAGUUCAGCACUCAGGGGUCUACGUCUGCGCAGCCAACAAGCUAGCCCCGGCGGAGUUUGUCCAGGCUCCACAGUCGAUCUCUCGUCCGGUGGGCACUAUGGCCAUCUUCACAUGUGUAGCUCAAGGAGAGCCGCCGCCCCAUAUCACCUGGCUCAGGAACGGACAGGUGCUGGAGCCCAGCAGCCACGUCAAACUCAGGAACAACAACAGUACGUUGACCAUAGAUGGCAUUAGCCAGGAGGACGAGGCCAUCUACCAGUGCAUAGCGGAGAACAGUGCGGGCUCGACGCAGGCCAGCGCCAGGCUGACGGUGCUCUGGGCGGACGGGCUGCCCGGUGUGCCCACGCAGGUGCGGGCGCAGGCCCUCUCUCCCUCCGCCAUCCAGGUGUCCUGGAAGGAGCCCGAGCAGCACACGCAGGACAUCAUCGGCUAUGUGCUGCACAUCCGCAAGACCGCAGACCCAGCAGAGAUGGAGUACCAUGGAGGCCAGGCCAGGAGCAAGGGAAUCCCUCCUGCAGGUGGUGGGCGAUCUAGAACCUUCCACCAGCUACACGUUCUACGUGAAGGCCUACACGGAUCCCGGGCCCGGGGACCAGCAAGCUCGACACCACCGAGGCAAAGCUGGGAGGUGGUCGCAGUGCCAGCCCCCCCCUCCCUGUUCACGCGUGUGCUAAACAGCAGUGUGGUCCAGGCGGCCUGGGAGGCCUCAGCCAAGCUGGCCCAGCUGGAGGGCUUCAGGCUCUACUACCGACGGCUUCAUGCCCCCACCUACACCGGCCCCCUCGUCUUCCCCAGGAACAUCAGCCAGCACAACAUCACACAGCUCGAUCCGACGAUGGUGUAUGAGAUCAAGAUCCUGGCGUUUAACCAGCAUGGUGAAGGCAAUGCCACCACUCGUUUUGUGUCCCUCAAGGAGCCAGUGGAGAAAUCAGUGCUGAACCCUCCAUGUGACUGUGAGAAGGACGAGCCCAGUAAGAGCUCCACCACCGGCAUCAUUAUCGGCAUCCACAUCGGAGUCACCUGCAUCAUCUUCUGUGUGCUCUUCCUCAUGUUCAGCUACAGGGGCAGGCUGAUGCUGUGUAAGACGGUGCAGGCCACCCCUCCUGUUGGUCGUGCGGUGGUCUUGGAGUCCUCCAGCUCUUCCCAGGGUGCACCGGGCCUCAACGGCAUCGCCCGGACAACCGUUGAGCUCCAGGGGUGUGCGUCCAUGGCGACCAAGCCCCACGAAGAAGCCAAUGAGAUGGAACGACUCUUCCCAGGCACCUCCCACUUUGAAGGUCGCAUGGACAGCACACACAUGAUGGAGAGCUCCCUGGUGUCCUGCCCAUUCAACGAGACACAGAUUUCCUCUCUGCCCCUGGACGAGCUGAGCCUGGUGGAGGAGCGAGAGACGCAGUUCCACCAGCUUCCUUUGGAGGGCGCCAGUGAGCAGGACCGAAGGUGAUGAGAAGAAACACAACAUGAAGGCCAGGGCUGGAGCGUUGCCAUAACGACCAGUUCACAGACUCCUCACCUACUCAGGUCAACCCCAAUACGCCCCCCUCCUCAGUUUGGUUUAGUCACCUCUAUUUUUAUUUGAAAGUUACUUUUUUUUUUUUUUUUUUGUUUUAAUUGUUUCCCUUGAGGGGGAAAAGAUGGUGUUACCCUUGGAGAUGUGGCCAUUGUCUCGAUUGUGGGUGUGGCCCUGCUCUGAACAGACAGGCUUAAUCUCAGUAGCAGGUGGAGUGAAGAGUUUAUUUUCUUUGUUUCGUUUUAUUUCUAUGUUCUCAAAUGCCAACAGCACACGGAAUAGCGUCCCCACUCCCCCAUUUGGCUCCUCUGUUCAGUAGAACACUAGAGGACGUCCUCUCUAUGGUGCCAUUGAUAUCUGUUCAUAUUUCAGAUGUUUGUACUGAACUCCAGCUGCCUACUCUUAGCCUACCAAUGAUUCCACAACCCCUCCACUGGAGAAUAUGGCCUUCUCCUGGGGACAGGACCUGACCCCCCCACACCCCCACCCCCAAUCCAACCCCUCCCCCUCCCCUCGUCUCUCUCAGGAUGCUCACUGAUGAUGAUGAUAUCAAAAAAAUGGGUUUUCUAGUAGAUGUCCUGCUCAGCAAAAACAGGCAUUAGUUUUUAGCUAUGUGAAACUUAAGAUUUUUUUGUUUUGUUUUGUUUUUGAUUGUUGUUUUUUUGUUUGUUUAGUUUUGUAACAAAUGCCUACCUCAACCGGAAUGAAUGUGUUUUUUGGGAAGCCUUUUUGGGAUCUUCGUCUUCCCGAGUGUUCUGUCACGUGUCACGUGUCAUGUUUGAGCGAAAAUGUCUGAGAGAAAUUCUCUAUGAGGAAAAGAAGAAAAUUAGAAAGACAACAGGUGCCAUACUACCUCAGAUGACUCCAACACUCUCUCUUACGGCUCACAAACCAUGAAAAGAGAAAAUAUUUUAAAAAAGAUGAAAAAAAAGUAUCCAACAUUUAGCACUUCUAAACGCCGAAGUUCAUGUUCUACCUCAAAAGUUUAACAAUGUUGAUGUUGUUGUUGUCAAUGUUGUCAUAAUUAUUUUUUUUAAUUUUAAAAAAUCUUCUUUGUUCUGCGUCGUUCCCUCAUUGUUUUGGUUGUGAGAUCCUGGCUUCCCCCCUUUGGUUCCAAUGUUCUGGCAGUGGACAUAAAUAGUACCUCAUACACAUCAGCAAAUGAUCGUGCUUGUUUUGAAUCCUACUUGUAAACCAUUCUUAGCUGACAAAGGGAGAAAAACAGUUUUGUGUUGUGUUCUAGUGGUUGUGUAGUAUUCGAGUGGGACUUCUGACUUUUCCAUGUGAGUAAUCUUUCGAUGUUGUUUUGAAUAUCCUGCUGCUGUUGCUGUUGCUUUUGGGGUUAGGUGCACUGCUCAGAACAACUUCAGACUGUGCUAAUGACACACACACACACACACAUACACACACACACACACACACACACACACACACACACACACACACACACAUAGACAUGCAUCACUUCACAUGUGGGAAGAUGUCAUUUUUUAUGGACACACAUCACUGAACACACACAUCAUGAUCAUGUGAGGAGAUGCUGAUGGUGCUAUUAAUGAAAACACACACACACACACACACACACUGAGAGGUCAAUAAUGCCUGGAGAGAAGGCCAAUAGUCGAUCUUCGUUGGAUGAAGGCAUAAAUCAUAGUUAUUAUUAUUAUUUUUAUUAUGCAUGCGUGUGAGUCGUCAGGGAAACACCCCCUUUCAUAUCCUGCUGACUCCAGUGGCUAGAUGUAGUAAAGAAGGCACAGGGAUCAAUAAUUACUCCAGAAUGAAGCACAAAUGAUCACAGUGUCUUCUUGGCCAUACGUGUGUGUGUGUGUGUGUGUGUGUGUGUGUGUGUGUGUGUGUGUGUGAGUGAGUGUGUGAGUGAGAAAAAAGAGAAAGAGAGAGAUGUAGUCUCACUCCUAAUAUUUCACCUUUUUCACCUUUUUCACCUUUGACCUCCCCACUCAAAACUUCAUACAGGUGGAGGCUUGACCAGAUCUGAGUAAAACCAGGCCCAUAUAUAGGGCCCAUACUUAGCAGCUUGCAGAGCAGAGUUAGCAGCUAAACCAGAACCCAACCAUGACCCAACCCGCGUCUAGACUAGAGCAUAGACCCAUUUCGAAGGUCAGAGCCCGUUUACCAGUAUUAACUCAGAGUGCGAGGCGUUUCACAGGAAGUGUAACUGAAAUUAAGUUAUUUAUCUAUUUUGUAACUUCUGAAUGAAAAAUGUAAAUGUAACAAGCGUGAGCAGCCGCCUCCCAGACCCCUACAUCAUAUUUGCAUGUAUUCUGUUCCCAUGGUUACUGCAGUAGGGGGCAUGUCCAGUGUGUCGUUGUCCGGAUGUCCAGUGGGCCUCUGCUGCUCUGUAGGCUGAUGAAGAGUCCAGAGCUCAUGAUGGGUGUUCACUCAGGCAGUGUAGUUAGGGUCACUCGCUCUACCAAAUAUCCAAGACCCUACAGUCUUUAUUCCUUAUACACAACACCGCACAUAAACACACACACACACACACACACACACACACACACUGUCUCUCUCUUUAAUGUAUCUCUUUGGAACUCACAAGGUCGCUAUAUUCAACUCCUGUGGAUGUGAAUGUAGCCUGGUCUCUUCUAGCGAUCUAAUUGUUCUGUCCAUAAGUUGUGUCCAGUGAAAAUGACCCCUCCUCAGCCAGUAAGGGGGGGCAUGAACCCCCCCCGACACCACCUCCGUAGACUCCCCACUAUUCAGCUCUGUGCAGCUCUGUGCAUGGUCACUGACCUUCUCUGUGUGUGUUAAUAAAUAUCCACUGUAGUCCUUUCUCUUGAGACCUUUGGUGCUGCCUGUUGCAUCUCCAGGAAAUGCUGUUGAUGUUGAAGCAGUUGCUUAAAGUAAUAUAUUUACCUCUGUUUUUUUGUUUGUUUUGUUUUGUUUUGUUUUUUGCUUUAUUUGAUUAUUUGUUUUGGGAGGGGACACAUGUUACACGUAACACUGAAACAAAAAUGGCACGUGAUUUCUCAGGACAUUCCAAGGGGACUUUGAGCGUGAAACUUUGCCAUCCUGACUCCAAUGUAAUGGAUGUUUUUUUUAUAUAUAUGAAUAUAUAGCUAUAUAUUCAGCUUAGUUUUUAUCGUAUUAUGUAGUCCGAGUCAAUGUUCUUAUCCACUGUGCUGCUUUUAACAUUGAAGACAAAUGUUGGACCCUGCAGUACAAACUGUUUUUUUUUUCUGUCUUUUAUUUUUAUUUUCAAACAUUCUCAAAUGUUUGUUUUGUUAUGCAGUCAAUUGGUGUUUCUGUUUUCUUUUUAAACAAUGUCCAUGUCCAGUAUGUUAUUAUUAUGGGAUGUAGGGGUGUCAGCUAGCUGAAGGACAUCAUGACGCUCGACUACGUAUUGCCUAUGUGUAUUUAUGAAGUGCUACCAAUAUGAUGAUGUGUAAUAUUCGUGAUGGUCUUAAAUGGGGUGGAUAGACUGUAACUUGUGUUUCGUAAGCCUGACACUCCAUUUCGCAGGCUCUUUUCGUAGACCUGACACUCCAUAGAAAGAGACAGAGCGAGAGAGAGAGAGCGAGAGAGAGAGAAACAGAGGGAUCAAUGGAGAGAUAGAAUGAGAGUAACUCCUGCCAUAGGAACUUGCCCAUGGCCUCACUUCAGCUGUAACAUUUUUCAGAUGUUUUUCUAGUUACCCAAAAUGCCUGGGGAUGGAAUUGGCAGAGCAGCAUCCUCCACCAGAUCUGUCCAUUGGCUUCUGAAUGGUUAUUUACGAACACACCACUGGCUAUUUGCUCACACCAAGAACGAAAACGGCAAAAAAGUAUCGCUUUAGCUACUAUGAAUGACAUCCACACUAUAACGAUAACGACCAAAAGAACGAUAUCGUCGGGGAUCACUUUUGCUUUUUAGGCUACCCGUCCACUGAGUUUGCCUCAAAGGUCGAAAUGAGUGUGGGGGAGGCACACUUUCCUCAGGGACAUUUUAACUGGCUGAGAAGUCAGACAGACAGAAAGGGCCACCUAUCCCUUACUCCGUAUAUCCCUGGGCAUUUCCCAAAACAACCACCAUUGUUAAAUGAUAGAGAGAGUAUAAUUCUUAUCACUUUUUCUCUCUCUCCUAGUUAAUACAUUGUCUCGAUAACACCAUCGGGAAACACACCUGCUCUUCUGAGCCUGCUUCUGCUGUCCUUUGUCAUUGGUUCUCUGUUUCUCUUCUUUUUCUUUGGUUCUCUGCUUCUCUUCUUUCUCAUUGGUUCUCUGCUUCUGCUGUCCUUUCUCAUUGGUUAUCUGCUUCUCUUCUUUUUCAUUGGUCCUCUGUUUCUCCUCUUUCUCACUGGUUCUCUGUUUCUCCUCUUUCUCAUUGGUUCUCUGUUUCUCCUCUUUCUCAUUGGUUCUCUGCUUCUCCUCUUUCUUAGCCUCAUCAGCUAAACCAACAGCAGCGGAGGGGGCUGGAGGGCCUCUUUCACACACUCACACAGACUCAUACACACACAAACACACCCUCACUCUCACACACACACACACACACAUCGGGCCAGCCUGCCGUAAUCCCACACAUUGAAGAGGCUGCUGCCUUCAUCAUUCACUGGCUAAAGGGCCGGAGCCACAGAAGCCUGCAUGGGGCUACACAAAUGCCUUUAAAAUAGGGUGUUUGUUCUCCAGCCAUCUAUGGGGCCCUCUUCUCUCUCUCACACACACACACACAAUCAGUGAGGGAUAUCUCAGUAAAGAAAGGGUUGUUU
Molecule: messenger RNA, 6648 nt
Organism: Alosa alosa (allis shad)
Lineage: Eukaryota; Metazoa; Chordata; Actinopteri; Clupeiformes; Clupeidae
Gene: igdcc3
Product: immunoglobulin superfamily, DCC subclass, member 3
Exons: 12
Coding region: 3-1880 (625 amino acids)
Biological process (GO): cell-cell adhesion; axon guidance
Cellular component (GO): axon; plasma membrane
Molecular function (GO): protein binding
Source: RefSeq, a predicted model, not a curated record